AUGAGUCUGCCUGAAGAAAGCAAGAAUCAUCUGGCAUCGGCUGUCGUAAGGGUUUUGGUGUGCAUUGUACUGAGUUUGUUGUUUGCUGUCGGAGUUCCUGGGAAUACCUUUGUGAUCUGGACCAUUUGUAGACAAAUGAAGCAACGGCCUCGGACCGUUGUGCUGAUCCUUAAUCUAGCCAUUGCUGACAUCCUGGUUCUUGUGACCUUGCCCAUCUGGAUUUAUUCUUUUGCCAAAGCCUGGCUCUUUGGGGUCACCGCUUGCAAGGCCCUAGCCUUUGUUGUUCACUGCAACAUGUACGCAAGCAUAUUCCUGAUCACAGCCCUGAGCUUGGAAAGGUUCAUGGCAGUCUUUCGCCCCUUGGCUGUUCAACGGAGGACAAACAAGAUGUCCACCCACUUAGUGAUGCUUCUCAUCUGGCUUCUCUCCAUUGCUUUCGGGGCGGCCAUCCUUCCCUUUCAAGAAACGGAGGAAACAGAGUCUGGCCUACAGUGUACCUCUCGCAGCUAUGCUGGGAACUCUCAGAUGCUGGCCUGUCUCUUGCUGGAGACGCUUGUGGGCUUUCUGGUCCCAUUUGCCAUAAUAGCCAUCUGCUACAUAUGCAUCGCCAAAAGAAUCAGCAACAUGACGGGCUCGCCAAAGCUACGCUCGACCAGGCUGGUCACUGCCGUAGUGGUGUCCUUUGCUCUCUGCUGGCUCCCCUACCAUAUCUUUAACCUAAUAUUUAUCGCUUCAGUCGUGAUGAAAGGUUCGGACGCAGAGGCAUCCGAAGCUCUGGAGGAGAUUGCGAGCAAGGGAACCUUCAUUGCAGGUUCAAUAGCGUUUCUUAGCAGCUGCAUAAAUCCCCUCCUCUAUGCCUUUGCGGCCAGGAACUUCCAAAGCAGCAUGAGAUUUACCAAGCUGUCCAAACUGUUUCAACAAAUGAGUCCAGAAACAAAGCAGGAAGCAACAAAUGAACUCUCUGCCGUAAAAGGAAAAGAGGAGACUUUGAUGAGCACAGAGACGAUUUAA
Messenger RNA from Euleptes europaea (tarantolino), 1011 nucleotides. Its product is annotated as leukotriene B4 receptor 1-like. Bases 1 to 1011 code for a protein of 336 amino acids. Gene Ontology annotation, biological process: G protein-coupled receptor signaling pathway. Lineage: Eukaryota; Metazoa; Chordata; Lepidosauria; Squamata; Sphaerodactylidae. The transcript has a single exon. Gene Ontology annotation, molecular function: G protein-coupled receptor activity. The record is from RefSeq and is a predicted model, not a curated record. Gene Ontology annotation, cellular component: membrane.